ACGAUCGAUAUAUGUAAACAAACGGGAUCUGGGAUUUUUGAAGUUAUACCUUAUAAACGUGUUUAAAAUAAAAAACUGGAAAAGAUUUAUUCUUUAAGAUUAUCUGCUUUUCGCUGUACUCCAAAGCAACUGCGCGUACAAGAGUGUCAAGAACCUACAUUGAGAACUCUUUAUAUUCGGUUUCUUUAGUACUUACUUCUUAUUGAUAAAAUUUAUUUUUCUAAUUUUUCUUUUUCUUUAUAAUUGGACAAAAUUUCCUUGGUUUUCUACUGAUUAUUUGAAUCAACUUCAUUUCUCACUACUGUCUUCAGCUUCUUUACUAAAUUCUUCACUUCAUAAUUUAUUAAAAGCAAUCUUUCAACUCGACGAAGCUGAAAACAAUACGCAGGUUCAUCUAUUUAGCGUUUGAGAAUUUACGAGAACUCCGCCGUUUUCCUUUUUGACCUCCGACUAGACCACUGAUUUGUUUGUUUGUUUUCCUUUUUCUUUUUUUUUUUUUUUUUGCUAUUAUACAUUGUUCAUGAUAAUCCUUAACUUCCUCAUCUUGUAAUACCUUCUGUUAAGAAUUACGAAUAUGCAAGCGAAUCAUCAGAAUACAUCACAGAUGAAUGAUGGACCUUCAGCUCCCUCUCAAAAAGCCGUUCCAAAAGAAAAAUUAUUACCUUGCAAAUACCGUACUGGCCGUGUUUUAGGUGGUGGCAGCUAUUCGGUUGUUAAAGAAGCUGUUCAUAUUGAAACAAAAGAGUUGUAUGCAGCGAAGAUAAUAAACAAGAAACUGGUUGAGAAAAAGCCGGAAUUUGUAAAAAACGAAAUUACAAUUUUAAAACGAAUCUCAAGUGGACACCCUAACAUCCUACGCCUUGUUGACUAUUUUGAAACUGUAAAUAAUUUGUACCUAAUCACCGAACUUGCUACUGGCGGCGAACUCUUCGACCGUAUUUGUUCUCAAGGAUCAUUUUAUGAAGCAGACGCGGCAAGGCUUAUACGCACAACUACCUCUGCCGUUAAAUACCUGCAUGAAAAUGGAAUUGUACAUCGUGACUUGAAGCCCGAAAACUUACUUUAUCGUUCAAAAGAUCCAAAUUCUGAGCUCCUAAUUGCUGACUUUGGGCUGUCCCAAUUUUAUGAUGAUUCACAAUACUACAUGCUAAUGACGGCUUGCGGAACUCCCGAGUAUAUGGCGCCAGAAAUAUUUCGACGUGUCGGUUAUGGAAAAUCAGUAGAUAUUUGGUCUAUCGGUGUGAUAGCUUACUUUUUGCUAUGCGGAUAUUCCCCUUUUGUAAGGUCUUCACAGGUAGAAGUCAUUGAAGCAAUUUUGGCAAAUCAAUAUGAAUUUCAUGAAGCUUACUGGUCCGGUGUCUCCUCUACUGCGAAAGAUUUUAUUUGUAAAUGUUUGGAAGAUGACCCUGCGAAAAGACUGACUGCCACAGAAGCCCUACACCAUCCGUUUCUUUCUACAAAGGUUCCGGCAACUGCGAACCUGCUUCCUAAAGUUCGAGAAAACUUCAAUGCACGAAAGAAGUUUAGAAAAGCUUUUAAUGCUGUACGAGCUUUUAAUACUUUGAAGAAAGACAUUGAACCAAAAUCUCGCUAAAGACCAUCUCGAUUUUAUCCACCUUUUUCGGCAUAUACCUUUUUUACGUUUCACUAUGUCUAUUUACCAUUUAGCAUUUUCAUAAGUUUAAUAUUAUCAUUCUUUUUGCAUGUAGAAA
Molecule: messenger RNA, 1712 nt
Organism: Schizosaccharomyces octosporus yFS286
Lineage: Eukaryota; Fungi; Ascomycota; Schizosaccharomycetes; Schizosaccharomycetales; Schizosaccharomycetaceae
Product: CAMK/CAMK1 protein kinase Cmk1
Exons: 2
Coding region: 575-1594 (339 amino acids)
Biological process (GO): protein phosphorylation; cellular response to oxidative stress
Molecular function (GO): ATP binding; calmodulin binding; calcium/calmodulin-dependent protein kinase activity
Source: RefSeq, a predicted model, not a curated record